UACUUUCCCAAACAUGGUCCAGCAUCAUGGGUUGACAAUACAAGAGGGAGUCGCCUAAAAACCUGGAUUGGACGAGCUGUAGUUGGGGCGUGGGCUUUUGUGCCGUGAACUUGUCCACAUUCUCGCUUACAUCGUGGAGAAAUAGAAGCCUGGGCUGUGCCGUGCGGGGAGGGGGUGAGAAGUGUGCCGCAGUGAGCAUAAUCUGAUAAGCGCUUCUGUUCUAUUCAAGAUCCUGCACUGCGCUCCGGGAUGUCACUCGCGGGAGAAAAGUGCGUGUGGUCGGGGGAGGGAAUACUGAGCUCGUGCUAUUUGCACCCGGAUGCCGGCUAUUUAUUUGCGGGCGUGUCGCUCGCUGAGUUUGGCAUCUGUGCACGUGACCUGUCCCAUGAAAUAGCCUACGCAGGGAUUAGUAUGAAUAGCACAUCGUAAACAUUCCGGCUGGUCAUUUUCCUGCGUUUUUUUUAAAAAUGUAUUUUUAAUUGCAGGUGCAAUGGCAUCAAGUGGAUUCAUGCGUGCUACGCAGUCGCAACAAGGUGCGCGCUGAGGUAAACUUACACGGAGUAAAGCGCGCACGAUCCCAGCUGGACAUUUUUGUUGGAGGGUGGGGGGGUUAGGGAGGCGGAGAUGCUCUGGAUCCUAAACAAUCCCGAGGCCGUACAUUGUGGGCUUCCGAACUGCGUCACUGCAUGCAAGUGCGGCUGCAGGUAGGCGAGCCACCACCGGAGAGGACCGCUCCCCUCCGCAUCCUCCGCACACAAUGUCGAGCGACUAACACAUCAGCGGCGAUGCAUGCGGCGGAGGAUUCGAGCAAAGAUCCGCCACUUGGAUCAACGUUUUCCUCGACGCCCGAUUUGGACUCUGAUAUUAACGCCAAUGCUUUCAGGCCCAUUUAUGAGAACGGCGCGGAUGACAAUGUCAACGUCCACAACACAGCCCUGCGAGGGGCCAGCGACCCCAGCGCCUAUCCCUCCUCGGACUACCGCGGGCUGGUCCGUCACAGGUUCAUUCGGCGGAGUUUGUGGCUGUCGGAUCACGAGGAGCAGAUGUUGGACACGGCAGAGUGUGCCACCAGCGCCCCGGCGCUCAUCAUCGACCUGCGCUCUAUCGUCGGCCAGUCUCGGAGCCGGACUUUACACGCCACGCGUCUGGGCCACCAGGAGAAGUCGAGGUCGGAGAGUCAUUUGGAAGGAAAGGACGACAUCGGUGCCAGCGAGGAGAAACGUGAAGCGUGCCAAAGCGAGGUCAAGGAAGAGGGCGUUUCAUGUGACGUCACUAGCAAAGCAGGAAGCGAUGAGAACGAAGAGGAGCCAGGGAUGAAGGCCGUGUCCACCUCACCUGGGGGCCGCUUUCUCAAGUUCGACAUUGAGUUGGGGAGAGGCUCCUUCAAGACGGUCUACAAGGGGCUCGACACGGACACUUGGGUGGAGGUUGCAUGGUGCGAACUGCAGGAGCGGAAACUGUCCAAGGUGGAGAGGCAAAGGUUCAAGGAGGAAGCUGAGAUGUUGAAAGCUCUUCAACACCCCAACAUCGUGAGAUUUUAUGAUUUCUGGGAGUCGCCAUUGAAAGGAAAGAAGUGCAUAGUUCUGGUCACAGAGCUCAUGACCUCAGGGACACUCAAAACGUAUUUGAAGCGCUUCAAGGUGAUGAAGCCCAAAGUUCUUCGGAGUUGGUGCAGACAGAUCCUGAAGGGCCUCCAUUUCCUGCACACCAGGACGCCCCCGAUCAUUCACAGAGACCUCAAGUGUGACAACAUCUUCAUCACAGGCCCCACGGGCUCCGUCAAGAUCGGCGAUCUGGGCUUGGCAACUCUGAAGAGGGCUUCCUUCGCUAAAAGUGUUAUCGGCACACCAGAGUUCAUGGCCCCAGAGAUGUACGAGGAGCACUAUGAUGAGGCUGUGGAUGUCUACGCCUUCGGCAUGUGCAUGUUGGAGAUGGCCACGUCUGAAUAUCCUUACUCGGAAUGUCAAAACGCAGCACAAAUCUACCGCAAAGUCACUAGCGGCGUAAAACCUGCCAGCUACAGCAAAGUAAGCGACCCAGAAAUUAAGGAAAUAAUUGGAGAGUGCAUCUGUCAUAGAUGGGAGGAAAGGUACUCCAUCAAGGACCUUUUGAAUCACGCCUUCUUUGCAGAGGAUACAGGGGUGAGGGUGGAGCUUAAUGAAGAGGAUGACGGGAAAAAAUCCUCAAUCGCAUUGAAGCUGUGGGUUGAGGAUCCGAAAAAACUAAAAGGGAAAUACAAGGACACUGGUGCGAUUGAGUUCACGUUUAACUUGGUGAACGAGGACCCAGAAGUUGUUGCGCAAGAAAUGGUAGAGUCUGGCUUUUUUCUGGACUGCGAUGUGAAGGUUGUUGGGAAGUCAAUUCGGGACCGAGUGGCUCUGAUCAAAUGGAGACGGGAGCGCACCUUCCCAGCGGGGAACGGCGAGGCGUCCGUGAAGAAGACGCAGCAGAACCUCCUACAGGUACCCGGACAACAGGGGACCACAUUGGCGCCGACCGAGUAUGACGACCAGGAGACCUUGAUUUGUACAGUCCCCGUCACCACGUCGACUACACUUGACAGCGGUGUGAGCGCCACCAUCCAAUUGGACAAUCUCAGCAAACAGCAAAAUGGCUGCUACCAGUCACCGCCUGAGACAAUCUGCACGGUUCAGUCGGUCUACAGUCCUCCUGCGCAGCUGGAAGCUCCAGUGCAGCAGGGCCCCUACCAGCAAACCACAGCACAGGCCUCGCAGGACCAAUACCUACAAGAAUCCACACAGCUACAUCAGGGAGCCUACCAGCAAACCACAGGUCAGCUACAUGCUGGGACCUACCAACAACCUGCUGCACAAUUGCACUUAGGGCCAGAUGACGCUCAAACAACACUUUCUGCUCCAUCCCCUCCUACGCAUCCCGGUAGACAGACAGCACAGAGCUUCCCGGCUGCAACGCCCAUCGUACAGACGCAUCUUACUGCUCAAGCUGGCCAGGAACAGCAAUUAUCUGCUGAGCAGACGACAGCUCACUUGAGUCCUCCUGACUUAUCGACCAGUUUUCCACAGACCAGUGCGCCCCCUCCUCUACUACCCCUUCGCAUCAGCACACAGUUUCCCUCACCAUAUUGUGUUCAAGCAGGGGGCCUCAAUCCCCCUCCUAUCUUCUCGGCUCCCCUAGCUAGCUCUUACUACUCACCUUCACCGCACCCCACCAUCAUUCCCUUGAAUCCUCAUUUUGCUUUUAGCACCCAUCAGUCCACACCUCAGCAGGUGGCACUCCCUUCCAUGAGCACUUCCAGCUUCCAUUACACCCCUUCCUUAGCGCUCUCCCAGGUACAACUCACCCCAUACCCCGUCCCCCACCCUGAGCAAGUACUGGCUGAACAGGCGCAGACAAACAAUCCACAGGGAAAUUUAGAAGAUCAACUUUCGGCCCCGAUUCAACCUGUUCUACCUACUAUUCAGAUUCCUCUCUGGGGAAGUGGAACGGAUAUAGAAAGUGCUGGAGACUUAAAUGUAGCCUCUGCAUUUCACACCUCAGCGCCACCCUCAGCUGCAGCGGAUGUGGAAACCCAAACCCCAGCACAAAGCGCAACUUUAAUCCAGCUAAAGAGCCAAGCGGCAGGACAAAUACCGGCUCAGUCUGUCGCUUCUGUCUCAUUUCAAGCUACAGCUGAACCUGCAAUUCAAACAUCAGGUUCACCAAACGUUUUGGACGAUUCUUCGGCCUCAGGACAAACCUAUGUACCGGGAUUGGUCUCAAUUCCAAGCUCCGUCCCGCAACCAGCUCAGACUGGUCCUCCUGCUCCUACGUCUGUGGCAGCUUCAGUUCCGCAGUCUGCUGGAAUCCAGACCGCAGUCUCAAUGACAUCUGAAUGUAUAAGCCAGAAAAAAGAAGUGGCGGCUGCUUGCAUUUUAGCGCAAGAUCCCUGCACAGAGGAUGUGUUUCAGGAAAAAACAGGAUCAUUGCCCAACCAUGCCUAUGACAGCCCCUACUCUGAUGUUGCAUCCGGUAAAGAAGCGAGUGAUGGGUAUGACAGCUUGGCCAGUGGAGGGAAGGGGGAAGGGAAACACAGGAAACAUCACCGCAAGUCCACCCGGACGCGUUCUCGGCAAGAAAAGACGAGCAAACCCAAACUGAGCAUGCUCAAUGUUUGCAACACAGGUGACAAAAGGGUUGAAUGUCAGCUGGAGACUCACAAUCACAAAAUGGUGACGUUUAAAUUCGAUCUGGACGGCGAUGCUCCCGAGGAAAUCGCCACUUACAUGGUGGAGAAUGGAUUUAUCCUUCCUUUAGAAAAAGAGAUCUUCAUCGACCAGUUAAAGGACAUUGUGGAUAAAGCUGAAGACAUGCUGAAUGACGACACGGAGGGGGAGAGGGUGUCUACUUUGAGUUGUAGCCCGCAACAAGGCCAGACCUCGGAUGGACAAGUAGGGGAGAGUCAACAAUCUGGAGCAUCCCAGCCUGUCUACCAGCAAAAUGUUCUUCACACAGGAAAGCGAUGGUUCAUAAUCUGUCCUGUGGAGGAGACGCCCUUUUCCAGCCAGGAGCCCACGUCUGAAGGGACAACCUCACAGUCUCCUAGCAGUUCAGCCAACACACAACUGCCUGGCAGGCGAGCUGAAGAGGGCUCAUCGUCUACAAUGUCUGGUGGGAGCGGAGGCUUCAUCCAUGAUGUGUAUGGAUUCUGUAGUCCCCCAAUUAUGUCCAACACUGACCCUCUCCUCUUGGCCAGUCUGUCUCCUCCAGUGUCCGCCCCGCCGGCUCUCCAAACGGUACCGUCAAUGGAGCAACUAAGCAGUGUCCAUCAAGCGCAACCUGCCAGAGCUCAAACUUUGCCACCAUCAUCUCCGCAAACCUCUUUUCAAAUGGAUGACCCGCAAGGAUCCCCUGUCGCCGCCUCCUCCCCAAUUCAUUCCUCUUUACCAAUGGCGGAGAUCAUCUGUCCUGUUUCUGCGGUGGACGAAAUUCCGUGUUGCCCUCUGGUCAUGCCGCUUUCUCUGGAUGUGAGCAUCUCACCGAGUGGGUCCCCUCUCACUCCUCUUCCACCCCAGGAGCCCGGUUCAGCCAAAGAGUCACUGUCUCUCUCGUAUGCCGCCGCUGCCACACGCAGUGAGCGCCCGCAGCAGCCUGUGGUGCUCCACCAGCCUUUCUCCAGUGUGGGCGGGGCCAAAGUGUCCUCGCUACCCCAGAGCCCGGCACCAUCGCAGCACGGCGGAGGACCAGCCGAGUCGGAUGGCGAAGGACGACUAGGUCGGGGAGGCUUUGUGGACAGCACCAUAAAAACUCUAGAUGAGAAACUUCGGAACUUGCUUUACCAAGAAUACGCUCCCAUGUAUCCGUCGGGAGGCAUGGCGGAGACGCCGGGUUCCGGGACAGAGUACAUCCAAUCUCCUCCUGGUCCAGACAGUGCAACUGGCGGGUCAGGAAACAGUACACCAGGUCCAAUGGAGGAGAGUCGCUACAGAGCAGGAGAACAACUGCCUCAAAUUCCUGAGCGAAUGGAUAGCUUGAGCACUUUGAGUGACUCAGCCGUGUGUGCAAUCCAAUCCAAAAGGCAUGUUUCUCACUCUGUCUCCUGCUCUGGGACAAGAGGCCGCUUUAAGAUCAUGUCAGUUCCUCCUGAAGUGGCCAACAAGCGUGACGUGAAGCAGAGGAGCUGGAGCAGCUUUGCCUCGCCAGCACAUCCUGCAGGUUACAAUGUUCCUACAGAGGCCAUGACCCCCUCCACCACCAUCGGCCGCUUCUCCGUGGUUAGCGCCGAGGACGACGUCACGCAGAGGACACGUUGCAGUCGCUACUCAGCACCGCCUGACUUCUAUUUGGACACGCAUUCCUCUGUGGCUACCCAGAGCUCCUUGUCUCACACCAUCACCUCAGCCUCCGUACCUGUCGACAUCACAGUCCACGCUCGCUUCCUCUCUUCGGACUCGGGGGCCGAGAGCAGUCCCGCCAAAGCGGCCCCUGCCACCCCGAGUCAACACGUUCGCUCCGAGCGCAGAGGAAGCGACCUGAUGAAGAGGGCGGUGGCCUUCCUCAGACGUUCGGGGCGCAGUAGCAGCGUGCAGAGCUCGGAUUCUCCGAGCAGGCACGGCGGCGUGCACGGGUCGGCAUACGCCAGCAGCGAUAACGACUCGGAGAUGGAGGACUCGUCGGACAUGAAGAGAGAACUACAGACACUCCGGGAGAAACAUUUGAAGGAAAUCUCGGAGCUGCAAGCCCAUCAGAGAGGAGAAAUAGAGUUGCUCUAUCUCCGACUUGGCAAAGUCCCUCCCUCCGGCCUGACGUACUCCCACGUUGCGCCCCCUACAGGUCGCAGAAAAAGGUCCGGCAAGCACAGGCUGAAACCUGGCAAGCUCCUCAGCCCUCUUGUUCAACAAUUCCGACAUGUCGCAAGUAAAUCUGGUGACUCCAGCAGACCUACUGUCCCAGGAAGCGGUGAGACCAACGUGAGUUUAAACGGCUCUCCAGGCAAGGCGUCCGUCGCCACUCAGGGCCGGGAUCCGUCCCGCCCCGGCCACAUUCCGAGCUCCACUUCGGAACCCGUGCAAACUCAGCAGCCCUGCUCCCUCAAGGGCUCCUUGUCCUCUGAUAACAUUUAUGCCGGACUAUAUGCCGGAGAUGGCACCAGCACACAAGCACCACCAGGACUGGGCUGGGCUAAUUACCCUCAACCAACCGAGAGAGUGACUUAUAAAUCCAGUAGCAAGCCCCGAGCUCGAUUUCUCAGUGGGCCUGUGCCUUUAUCUAUCUGGUCAACACUGAAGCGAUUGUGUCUUGGCAAAGAGCGAGGCAACAGGCCCGGUGCUGGGUUGGGGGUUGUUAAUCCAUCACAGCAGCCGCCUACUGGUGCUACACCCCCUCCUCAUCAGCCAGUGAUGGGACUGGCACAAGCUCAAGCCAAUAACAGCAACAACAAGACAGCCAGCUACGCCGCUUCAUCCAUCAAUGCCACUGAAAUCAACCUGCCUGAAGAUCUGCAACGACUGAUGGACGACUGGACGCAGGAGGUUCUUAUUGUCACUCACAGGCCGCGUACCAACUCCCUGCGUAUCGGGGGGCAGCAGAUUUCGGAUCAGAUGGUUGCCCCAACUCAAGUUGCAAGUACUUCAGAGGUGACAUCAUGGAUGACCCCCGGCGUAGAAAGCGACCACCUCCCCCCAUCCUGGCCCGACAGCCCCGGCAUGGCGGUGAUCAACGUGUCCUCCGCCGGACCUGGCGCCGUUUGCCAGUUUGUCUCGCCUGUCCCAUUCUGGGCCUCUUCCUCUCCUCGCGCUUUCAGCCAAUCACCUGGGGUGCCCCUCGCCCUUCCUUCCGGAAUUUUUGCCUUUCCUCCCGCAAGCCAGGAUGCUUCCAUCCCAAGUGCGUCAUAUCAACCGCCGGACCCCAAAGCAAGAACUCUUUAAUCAGAGUAGCAAUGUGUCUUCCAAGUCUUGUACCAAAAAGCAAUGUCAUUGUACUGUAUAUAGUGUAUUUAACCAGCACGUCACCAUUGGCGCAUCCUCCGGUCUCUCAUUUGCGUACGUGGCGUCCAUAUUAUCAUUGAGUGCAGAGCAAUGGUACAUUUGGUAGUAUGAAUAGUUUGCGUUGCUCAUGACAGCUGACGGACAAGUGUGUGUAAUAUAAGAACUCUGUACAUAGGUUGUGUGUUUGUACAGUUCACAACGAAUGAUGCAUAGGUUGUUGCUUCAGCUCCCGUAUGUGUGCCUCAGUGCAAGCCUUUAGCCGCCACUGUGAAGAUUUCUGGACUAGACGAGUACCGACCUGCUUUCUCAGUCCAAGGUCAAGUGUUUCUCCCCCCAUCAAUGAAACGCUUCUAGCACAAGCUCUUGGAAUUUUGAUGAGACACUGGAAGGGACUUUACCUUCACUUGAAAAACACCGGCGAGUGUGCCUUGUAUUGUAAUUUCCGAAGAUGAGCAUUUAGGUCCGAAGCAGCCAUGAGUUAAUGUUCUUGAUUCAAAUCAUCAAAAAUGGACAGGAGGAAAAAAAAUGAUUACACAAAUGCUAUCAUCUCAUCGCAUUGCAGGAAAUAAAAUACGACAGAUUGUUAAAAUAAUAAUAACAAUGAAAAUAAUCACUGAGGGUUAUACCUGUAGAAUGUGCAUAAAACUUUUCUGUAUUUUCGCCCCACUUGCUGACUUAAGUAUUUACUAGUGAACAUACACAAAAUGGCGGGGAAAUGGUUUUCGGGAAGAAAUUUCACUUUGACACAUUGGGCUCAAAAUGUCAACCGAACCUUAAAAGUUCUGAAUUUCUUCUAGCUGCUUGCGUUACAUAGCGUUGCCUUUGAGAAACUUUUAAGAGUUACUGUGAGGUUGCUGGUGAUGACAUAAAGCACACCAAGAAUGUGAAUUACUGCAAUGUCAUUUGUGCAAUGCGUUGUUGUUUUUUGUUUUUGAAGCUGUGUGACUCCAUUGGAAGCGCUCUCACAAAUGUUGUGGCCAUCCUUUGAAAUAGUUCCCAUUAACAUUCACUUUUCAACAUUGCCCAACUGAUAUACAGUAUCGGAAUAAUUGCUAAUUUAGAAAGCACUUUGCAGACUCUGCGUCCAUGACGAAUGUUUAGUGGAAGGCUAGAGUGAGUUUAAGGUGAUAAACUUCCUGAUGUGGUUUCAAACUUGUAUAUUUAAAUGCAUAUUUCUUUUCAUAAUAUUUAAUUUUGCUUUCUCUGUAACAUGAGUAAAUCCCAACUUUUGACAUUAUUCAUGCUUGCAAUGUAUGAAUGCUUUGGCCUGUCGCGUCCCCAUACUAGUGACAAACACACUGAACCACACACAAUGAAACAAAAAUAAAAAUGAUACUGUGUAUGUACAGUACAGUGCUUAGCA
Messenger RNA from Syngnathus acus (greater pipefish), 8808 nucleotides. It is a transcript of the gene wnk2, whose product is annotated as WNK lysine deficient protein kinase 2. NCBI's taxonomy places the organism in Eukaryota, Metazoa, Chordata, Actinopteri, Syngnathiformes, Syngnathidae. The record is from RefSeq and is a predicted model, not a curated record. Gene Ontology annotation, cellular component: cytosol; cytoplasm. Gene Ontology annotation, biological process: positive regulation of potassium ion import across plasma membrane; positive regulation of sodium ion transmembrane transporter activity; negative regulation of sodium ion transport. The transcript has 28 exons. Gene Ontology annotation, molecular function: protein serine/threonine kinase activity; ATP binding; chloride channel inhibitor activity. Bases 687 to 7385 code for a protein of 2232 amino acids.